GCAACGUGAUGACGUAGCGGAUUGCACAGAGAAGAGGCUUCAGGAAGGAGUGCGGUGCAGUUUUAGCGAUAGGUUUUUACCACUUUAAUCCAGAACAUGACGCUGAAUAGAAAUCACUCUCCAAAUGGUGGUAUUUUAAUUAAUAACGGCGAAAGCGUGCUGAGGGAGUGUAAGAAUGUGGAGCUGUCCUUCAGUGACGUGACCGGCAGGGGCGAGUUGUUGAGGGGCACCAGGAAGGGCACUACCUACUUGACUCCAUACAGGAUGGUGUUCGUUUCCCACAAUGCCAAAGACAGCUUGGUCUCUGUGAUGUUCCCCUAUUAUCUGAUGAAGGGCUGCAGCAUCGAGCAGCCUGUCUUUGGUGCAAACUUCAUCAAAGGCACCAUUUCGGCUGAGCCUGGGGGUGGCUGGGAGGGACAUGCUGCUUUUAAGCUCAACUUCCCCAGUGGAGGCGCCAUAGAAUUUGGCCAGCAGCUCUUCAAGCUGGCCUCCAGCGCCUCACGUGCGCCGCCGGUGCCCAGUGGAGGUGCUUCAUUUGGCUACCCUUCUCCUGGAGGCAUGAAUAAUUAUGUGCCUGCUGUUCCUGUUCCUGCUCCUGCUCCUGCUCCACCCCCAGCCCCAUACAACUAUCCCCAGAAUUACCCCUAUGUGCAGCCCCCCCCGAGCAAUGGUUACUACCCAGGGGCACCUCAGCCACCUGCUGCAAUGGGGUAUCCGUGCCCGCCAGCAUCUGCAGGGGUAUACCCAAGUGUCCCAGCGGUCCCCAGUGCCCAACCUGCCCCCAGUGCCCCUCCCUACAUGCCUCCUCCUCCACCGUACCCUGGGCCUCCCCAGGGCUGGCCAGCUCCCUACCCAGGUUCCGUGCCGGCAGAUGCGGCAGGCAAUGCCUUCUACAUCCCCAAUAACCCUCACAACGCGUACAUGCCCAUGGAACAGCCUCCCCCCUAUGCCCCCUACGCCCCCUAUCAGGACAAGAAGAACAACUGAGACCUUUGAAAAGAAGCGAUGCUCCUUAAGGUGUCUCUGAACACCCCCCCACACCCCCCCUCGGCCCCCAGCUGGUAGCACUCAUGUAAAUGAUGUGCGUUAAUCCAAGUGCUGCGUUCAUACAUACCAGAAUACAGUCACCAUUAAUGUACCAAAAACCCACAUCAUGGAUUUUGGAUGAAACCAAAACCAUGUGACAUUUGAUGAAAAUUAACCCCCAGCUGUUUCCUGUUGUGUAAUACAAAAAAAAAACAAUCGAUUGGCCCUUUUUAGAUGACUACUUUUUCGUGCAAUCCUAUGAAUUUUCUGCUGGGAUUUUCGGUUUAGCCAUUAAGAAUGAGGAAGUGAUCAAACCGAAAGAAAUCUUUUAUGGGUAUUAAUUACAGAAUUGUAGUACUCAUUAAAAUACUUUUUUUUACAAAGUAUGUAUGACUAAAACACCUUAUUGGUCAUUAGUUAGAGAUAAUGUUAUUUUGAAGUGAGAUUACUAAUUAUAUGCACAUGAUAUAUAAACACUAUCGGUAACCAUUCUCGGAAUAGUUUGUUGGUUUGCUGCCAUUUUCAUUUGUUAAUUUUCAUUAUUAGUGUGGUAAAUGUUAAUGACCAAACGCUUCCCCCCUCGGUUGUGUUAAUGCUUCUUAUGAAUUGUUACUCUUCUACAGACAUUUUUACUGUCAUAGCCUAGAGACUUAGAACAAGUUGCAAGGAAUCCUCAAUGUUAUGUAAUACUAAGUCAAUCAUGAGUGGUUAACGUGACCAUAUUUUUUUUUCCUUUUACUUGAUGUGACAUUAAGUUAUGUUUUUUUUUGUUACAUUCAUAUGGUGUUUAGCACCAUUUGAUUUGUCUGUAAGUUACUAACUGCAUUUUUUUUGUUGCAUGUUUGUGUCAUGGGUUUCUUAUUAUUAGUACAAUAGUCAAACUAUUGAUAAGUUGAGUAGAAUACAAUAGUGAUAUUUAAUUAAUCCCCAUAGGGAAAUCCUCUUUUCACCAUUACCCCAUCUUGCUCUCCUGAGACAGGCAGACACAUGUGGGGGUGAGUGCAAAGCUUGGGGGUCACAUUUGCAGGCCAGGCAGUGUGCAGUACCCAUGGAGCUUGGGGUUAAGUGCCUUGUUCAGCAACCCAACGGCAGCAUCAGUCUGCCAGCACUGGGAUUUAAACCGACAACCUACCGUUCAUGGGCACAGAGUCCUAACCAGCUGAGCCACACAUCACCCCUAAUGGUAUUCCUAAGGAUAAACCAACUCCACAUUCUUUGUAAUAGCAUAGUGUUUGUAAUAGUGUUUGGCUAUAGACCAGCAUAAAUUGAGUUAACAUUUCUGUCCAAAUUCUAAGGGUGUUGUUGAAUAUGCAUUCAUUUAUAUCCCAAAAGAAGUUAACCCUUGUUGGAAUAUUUCAAAAUUAGUUAUACUCUACUAAAGCAUUUUAAGAUAUUUGAGGUGUGCUCAAAGAUACAUUCAGCUCUAGUUGCUACGUACAUUUCAGUUGUAAGUCUGUGUUGGCAUGCACUGUUCACCUGGAUACUGACUGAAAGGGGAGUUGUAUAAAAGACUGCUUAACCGAUCAGUUAAGUGAAAGAAAAAUAGCUAAACCGCAACAACAAAGUGAUUGUGAGAUAUGAAUAAAUUAGAAUCUGAAGCCAUUUUGUUUACCUGAGACCACAAGGUAUUCAAAUAACUCUGGAUUUCCUAAUAUAAUACAUUCCAAAUAUUCUGUAGUGAUAACAAGGAACCCAUUUUAGAAAGGUGCACAUACGGUCAAUCAUGUGAAAUAUGCUAUAUGUCUGCCAAUUCAUUUUUUAUGAAUAUGGAACAAUUUUCCAUGCAUACAGAUGGCAGUUUGUGUGCACACAGUCGUUUGGUGCUGUUCCACGUCUCGCGAUGCUCUCGCCAGUUUCCAAGGCUUUCAGCAUCUUAAAUCAGUACCACGGCAUGAUUUCAUCAUUUUUAUUGUGGUUUCUUUUCCCUUUUUCCUUUGAUUACAACACAAAUGCUAUUCUUUCGUCACAGGUUAAAGUCCAUGUGAAAACAUUAACUAUGUGACAAUACCAGGACAGACCAUGUUUAUGCUGCGCAUUGAGUAACUGCACUCUGCUCACUAUCCAAAUUUGUCAAUUUUAGAGAAACAUAUUCUCUCCUUUGGCUCAGUAUAUUCCGACUAGGAAGAUGUGUUUUGGUCUUGAAACCCUAGACAGGCAAGUCAUUAACCAGUAAUGAGUCAGAGUAGCAUGGAUUGUAAUACCAUGGCAGUAAUUAACAGCUAUUAAUGCACUCCUGCUUUAAGCUUAUUUAAGGUUUUAAGUGGUCAUGGAAUGUUUUUGCACAGGGGAAAUGUUUGUAUUAGGAUGGACAAGCGUAAGUAUCAGUUUCAAUAUUGUUCCUAACUUGUAUCUAUGUUAAAAAUAUUGUAAAUAAAUACCUCUGAACCAUUA
Messenger RNA from Paramormyrops kingsleyae, 3417 nucleotides. Its product is annotated as WW domain-binding protein 2-like. The record is from RefSeq and is a predicted model, not a curated record. Gene Ontology annotation, molecular function: transcription coactivator activity; chromatin DNA binding. Gene Ontology annotation, cellular component: nucleus. NCBI's taxonomy places the organism in Eukaryota, Metazoa, Chordata, Actinopteri, Osteoglossiformes, Mormyridae. Gene Ontology annotation, biological process: positive regulation of DNA-templated transcription.